AGGUCGCUUUGUUGUAGAAAGGAGGAAGGUUUAUUCAUUUUUGCAGCACUCUCCAACUUUCUUCUUUGCUUUCUAUAACUUACUGGGCACAUAUAUAGAAAUAGAUAGAUAGUCUUUGCUUUCAAAGUUUACACUUUGCUUCGCGAUUAAUCCACGCUCCUAGCUCUUCUAAAUACCCUUUCUUUCUUUUGCAACCAUAUAAUACCCCGAAACCGUUCUCUUUUACAUCGGUAUCGUUGUCGCAGAUGGAGCUAGCUUUGAGCUUAGGCGACACACCCAAGCCCUUCUCUUUGCCCGCAAAAAAUGAUUCUGUGAGUUUCAAAAUAGCACUGGGUGACGACAAAAGGGUUUCUUCAGAUCCACCCGUUCAGCUCGACCUUCUUCCUUCAACACCAGUUCUUCCUUCUUCACGCCUUCGAAUUCCAUGGCUCUCCGAUGCACUGGGUAUGGAACGUGUGACAUCAGAGAUUCCGGUGAGGGCGGUGGAUGACACUGACGAUGGUGCUGCACUUUCAUCCCCCAACAGUGCAGUGUCAUCUUUUCAGAUGGAUUUUUGUUUCAGGAACAGUAGAAAGUCUUGUGAGGGUGCCAGCGACGAGGACGACGAAAAUGGCUCAACAAGGAAGAAACUUAGACUCUCCAAACAACAAUCAGUUUUCCUCGAAGAGAGCUUCAAAGAACACACCACUCUCAAUCCCAAGCAAAAACUUGCGCUUGCAAAACAGUUAAAUCUCCGUCCACGUCAAGUGGAAGUUUGGUUUCAGAACAGAAGGGCAAGGACAAAGUUGAAGCAGACAGAGGUGGAUUGUGAGUACUUAAAGAGAUGUUGCGAGAGUCUGACAGAAGAGAAUAGGAGGUUGCAGAAGGAACUGCAAGAACUGAGGGCUUUGAAAACAUGUCAGCCAUUUUUCAUGCAGCUUCCAGCUACCACUCUCACCAUGUGUCCCUCCUGUGAACGCGUCGCCACCAACACCACCACCACCGGCGCCGCCGCCGCAGCUGCCACAACCAACAAUUAUAAUAAUGUCGCUUCUGCCCCCAUGGCCACCAACAAUAAUAGCGUUUCUCAAAUCUCUGCCGUGUUGUCUGUUGAUCGACAAGCCCGUAAUAUUGCCCUGACCUAACGGUCAAGCCCACCCGCAGCAGGCCCAGAUGGCCCAUCAGAUUGCUUUAUGAUCUGAUUGACCUUUUUUUUGUCGUUUAGGUAUGAUAAUAAUAAUAAUGUAUAUCGAAGAGGACAAAAAAAACAUUCAACUUCAUGUCGAUUUUCGAUUUCUAUAAAUACAGUAGUCUCAUUUUCAGCUUUUCUUAAA
Glycine soja is the source of this 1313-nucleotide messenger RNA. Its product is annotated as homeobox-leucine zipper protein HOX11-like. The record is from RefSeq and is a predicted model, not a curated record. Gene Ontology annotation, molecular function: DNA-binding transcription factor activity, RNA polymerase II-specific; sequence-specific DNA binding. Gene Ontology annotation, biological process: regulation of DNA-templated transcription. The coding region runs from base 246 to 1124 and encodes 292 amino acids. Lineage: Eukaryota; Viridiplantae; Streptophyta; Magnoliopsida; Fabales; Fabaceae. The transcript is spliced from 4 exons.